Messenger RNA from Ctenocephalides felis (cat flea), 715 nucleotides. RefSeq names its product tRNA pseudouridine synthase-like 1. NCBI's taxonomy places the organism in Eukaryota, Metazoa, Arthropoda, Insecta, Siphonaptera, Pulicidae. Gene Ontology annotation, molecular function: RNA binding; pseudouridine synthase activity. The record is from RefSeq and is a predicted model, not a curated record. The transcript has 4 exons. The coding region runs from base 1 to 558 and encodes 185 amino acids. Gene Ontology annotation, biological process: tRNA pseudouridine synthesis.
AUGCAUUUAAAUCAGUUUGUUGAAACACCCAUCGAAGAACAGAAUAGAUGUAUAUUUAUUCCGAAUCCCAAGUUUGAUGUAGAAGCCUUCCGCAAAGCAGCCAAAUUAUUUGAAGGCUAUCAUGAUUUUAGAACUUUCAUGACAAAAUUGUCAAAAGGAUCUCCUCCAGUCCACACAUUGAGAUACAUACAUGAAGUCUCGAUAGAGAAAUCAACUAGCACCAGUUUGCCUUUCAAUAACGCUUCCAAUUAUUUUGACUACUGGGAUAUAAAGUUUAAGGGAAAGUCGUUUUUAUAUCGACAGGUGAGGCGCAUGGUAGGAGUCUUAUUAGCAGUCGCACAGCACAGAAUAACUGAACAAGAUGUCAUUACGAUGCUUCAAGUUCCCUCACCAUAUUCCUGGUGUACCAGUGUAAGAUCAAUGCCACCUCAUGGUUUGUACUUAUGUGAUGUUGAGUAUCGUGAUGAAGAUUUGAUGUUACCUCUUGAUUAUAUAGAAAAGCAUCAAAAUUCAAAAGAAAUUUAUGAUACAGCGAACUUGCGGCACAUUAAAUAUUAAAUCGAUAAAAGUAAUUCAGAUAAAAACAGUUGUUAAAAAUGGAUCGUAAAUUAAACCCUUCCCAACGUUCGGGUAAAUCUAAAUUAUCCCACCAUGCAGGAGAUUUGUUUGCCUUGGGUUCCAAGCAGUCGUCAAGCUCUUCCAAAGAUAUUUCAGA